AUGGUACAUUUAUGGCUUCGUGCUGAAACAAAAGCUGAUGAACAUCGAGCAGCUUUAACACCAAAUACAAGCAAACAAUUAAUUCAAAAUGGUAGCUUUAAAAUCACAGUAGAAAAAUCUACGCAACGUAUUUUUGAUGAUGAAGAGUAUGAAAGAAUUGGUUGUACACUAGUUCAAUCUGGAACUUGGAAAGCAGCUCCAUCCGACACUUACAUAAUAGGUUUAAAGGAAUUACCAGAAAAUGACGAUUCACCUCUUUCUCAUACACAUAUUUAUUUUGCACAUUGUUAUAAGAAUCAAUCUGGUUGGCAAAAUGUUCUAAAAAGGUUUAUCAAUGGCAAAGGAUUGCUUCUUGAUUUAGAGUUUUUAAAUGAUGAAAAAGGUCGUCGUGUUGCUGCAUUUGGUUAUCAUGCGGGGUUUGCUGGAGCAGCUAUUGGACUAGAUGUUUGGGCACAACAAAUUCUUCACCCCAAACAAAAAUAUCCAAGUGUUAACCCAUAUCCAAAUGAGGAUGAUUUAAUUAAACACAUAAAAAAUCGGUUGAAUGGAGCUGUAGUGCAUAGUGGAGUUUCACCUCGUAUUUUGAUUAUGGGAGCAUUAGGUAGAUGUGGUAAAGGUGCAUGUGAUAUUUCUCAUAAUGUUGGAAUGGACAAAGAAAAUAUUAUUAAAUGGGAUAUUGAAGAAACAAAAAAAGGAGGUCCAUUUUCAGAAAUUCUUGAUGUUGAUAUAUUUGUUAAUUGUAUCUAUCUUAGUCAAAACAUUCCUCCUUUCAUUACAAAAGAAAUGCUUGAUCAAAAAAGGAACCUUUCAGUGAUUGUAGAUGUCAGUUGUGAUAUAACAAAUCCCAAUAACCCUGUUCCUGUUUACAACAUUAGUACCACAUUUAAAAAUCCAACAGAAUUGAUUGAAACAAAGAAUCCAAAGCCUCUUGAAGUUAUUUCUAUCGAUCAUUUGCCAACUUUGCUUCCUAAAGAGAGUAGUGAACAAUUUAGUAAAGAUUUAUUGCCUAGUUUAUUGGAAUUACAAAAUAGAACAAAUUCAAAUGUAUGGUUGAAUGCUGAAAAAUUAUUUGUUGAGAAAGUUGCUUUGGUUGAUUCAUAA
This is a messenger RNA of Entrophospora sp. SA101, 1101 nucleotides long. The record is from the annotation of a GenBank genome assembly. NCBI's taxonomy places the organism in Eukaryota, Fungi, Glomeromycota, Glomeromycetes, Entrophosporales, Entrophosporaceae.